UUCUCAGGAGCUGCUAUUUAACAGGCAGCAUCAACGCCGCGAGCGCGAGAUGCUGCUGACUCUGCGCGUGCGAGGCUGCUGUUGAGCAACGUUCCCGCAUUGGCACGUGAACGGACACGUCCUUACUACUACAACAACCACUACUAAACGGAGCGUGCAGAGUGCGUGAGGAACAUAGUGGAAGUCUUAGAAGAAGAAAAAAAAGUCUUCAGUUUGUGUGUCGCUUUGCUUUAUUAUUUUUUUUUUUAGAUUGAUUUUGCUCUCGCGCACGGCGGUCUCUCGAGGUCACGCGCUAAAUUCAAAGAAUUCAGACCCGGCUCGCGCGCUGCGGAUGCUGACAUUGCGAACGUCCUUUCUUUAUCUCGUGUGUGUGUGUGAGAGAGAAAGAAAGAGAGAGAGAGAGAGAGAGAGAGAGAGAGAAUUAAUUCGUAUCUGUCUUGAGUUUUUAGUUUUCCGUUAAACGAUGAGAGAGAGGUGUUAGCAUCACAACUUUUCUCUUCCCUUUCAGAAUGUUAGCCGCGUGCUAACUGACAGAGCUAAACUUAAAUUCCUUGUUGGUUUACAUACCUGGAAAGGGCGUGUUAGCAUAGCAUUUCUAGCUAGCCGGCUGUAGUGUACAGUAUUAGGAAACUAGGAAGUAGCCUUGGCUAACGCGCGUGGUUUUAGCCAGAAGGAGGUUGCUGAAGAUUUCUGAAGAUGCUGCCUAGUAUAUUUUCUUGAAACACUUUAUGUAAACGCACUUCAUCAUGGCAUCAGCAAUGGACCGGACUUUAAGGAUGAGUAGAAUGCUGGUGGUAGUAGUAGUGAUGAUGAUGAUCUCCGGGACCUCUGUGCUCGCCAGUUCCCCGCAGAAAACCCACAACAAUCCGAGCAACGACUCUUCAGGACACGGAGCACCUCAUCAGGACAAGGCUUUCCCCGUGCUGGAUUUCGAUUAUGGCCACGUGCACUAUCCUUUCGUCAUAUUCCUCUGGAUCCUGCUGGCUUCCUUGAUGAAACUAGGAUUUCACUUGAUCCCACGUUUGUCCUCGAUUGUUCCGGAGAGCUGUCUGCUGAUUGCGGUUGGCCUUUUUGUGGGUGGGCUCAUCAAGCUCCUGGGUGAGACGCCCCCUGUACUUGAUUCCGAUCUCUUUUUCUUAUGUCUCCUUCCUCCGAUCAUCUUGGAUGCCGGCUACUUCUUACCCAUAAGGCCCUUCAUGGAGAACCUGGGCACCAUCCUCAUGUUCGCUGUGGUGGGCACUCUGUGGAACUCUUUCUUCAUCGGCAGUCUGCUGUUUGGCGUGUGCCAGAUCGAGGGCACUAACCUGUCCACGGUGACUCUCUUGCCCUGCCUGCUGUUUGGCUCCAUUAUCUCCGCCGUGGAUCCUGUAGCCGUCUUGGCCGUGUUUGAGGAGAUUCACAUCAACGAGCUCCUGCACAUCCUUGUGUUUGGCGAGUCGCUGCUUAACGAUGCCGUCACAGUGGUUCUGUAUCACCUGUUUGAAGAGUACUCCUCCAGGAGCACUGUGAAUAUAGGAGACGUCUUCCUGGGGAUCGUUUCUUUCUUUGUGGUGUCUCUGGGUGGAAUACUGGUAGGAGCUAUCUACGGCAUCCUGACGGCCUUCACCUCCCGCUUCACCUCACAUACGCGUGUUAUCGAGCCGCUUUUCGUCUUCGUCUAUAGCUACUUGGCGUACCUGUCAGCUGAGGUGUUCCACCUGUCCGGCAUCAUGGCACUGAUUGCAUGCGGCGCCGUAAUGCGUCCCUACGUGGAGGCCAACAUAUCCCACAAGUCCCAUACCACCAUCAAGUACUUCUUGAAGAUGUGGAGCAGCGUGAGCGAGACGCUCAUCUUCAUCUUUCUCGGGGUGUCCACGGUGGCCGGGACUCACCGGUGGAACUGGACGUUUGUCACAGUGACCGUAAUCCUGUGCAUGGUGGCUCGUGUUCUGGGGGUCAUCGGUUUGACCUUCGUGAUCAACAAAUUCCGCAUAGUAAAGCUCACCACCAAGGACCAGUUCAUCAUAGCGUAUGGCGGCCUGCGAGGAGCAAUCGCUUUCUCCCUGGUCUACUUGCUCGAUAGGGACCACUUCCCUACGAGAGACAUGUUUGUCACAGCUGUCAUCACGGUCAUCUUCUUCACUGUCUUUGUGCAGGGGAUGACCAUUCGACCUCUGGUGGACCUGCUAGCCGUUAAGAAGAAGCAGGAAACCAAGCGAUCCAUCAACGAGGAGAUCCACACCCAGUUUUUGGACCACCUGCUGACCGGUAUCGAGGACAUCUGCGGACACUACGGACAUCAUCAUUGGAAGGACAAGCUGAACCGCUUCAACAAGAAGUACGUGAAGAAGUGCCUGAUUGCAGGCGAGCGCUCGAAAGAGCCCCAGCUCAUCGCUUUCUAUCACAAGAUGGAAAUGAAGCAGGCCAUCGAGCUGGUGGAGAGCGGAGGAGGAGUUAAACUGCCGUCUGCCAUGCCGUCCACCGUGUCCAUGCAAAAUAUCCAGCCCAAGAAACCUCCAGAGAGAAUGCUGCCUCAGCUGUCCAAAGGCCAAGAGGAGGAGAUCCAGAAGAUUCUACGCAACAACCUGCAGAGGACACGGCAGAGAUUGCAGUCCUAUAACAGACAUACACUGGUGGCUGACCCGUUCGAGGACGGCUUUAAGGAGCUUAUGAUCAAGAGGCAGAGGAUGAAGGAUUUGGAGAAGAAGAUUUCUCAGAUGACUAAUUACCUCACCGUUCCAGCUGCAGCUCCUGAUUCUCCCACCAUCGCCAGAUCAAGACUGGCUUCUGACCCUCAAGCUUGGAGCGUCAAGCCUACAGCGACCAACAAAGACAUCCCGUCUAUAAAAGUGGAUUUGGCUUCUCCUCAAAGCCCAGACUCGGUCACCGAGUUAAACGAGUUCAGCAAGACAGCGGAGCAAGACCCAGCUGAGGAAGAGGAGGGGCUUGUGAUGCGGAGAAAGAGAGACGACAAGACGGGAGAGAAAGGAGAGCAAGAAGACGUGAAGGAUCAGCGACUCCUCCGCUGCCUGAGUGACCCCGGCCCUGCCAUCAGCGAAGAGGAGGAAGAGGAUGAUCCCUUCCUCCACUAAUGGGGAAAAAGAUGCAUGUGACUGGCUAUCUGCCUGCUUUCUCAGCGGUCACACUAGCUUUCUGAACAGUGGCUAAGGAAUAUGUUUUAACACAGCAAUGUCUUACGGAAAAGUCCAAUUAUUAUUAUAAUCACUGAACUUGAUAAGGAAACAAAAAUCAAGUUAAAAACGAACCAAAUAAAUAAACACACUGAAAGGGAGGGGUAAAAACAGCCAUCAUUUUCUAGCUUCGUCUUUCUCGUCGAAGGAAAGUGAGGGGUUCGAAGGGGCAGUUGAACUAUGCAUUACCAAAGGUUCACACUGUUGUAGUCCACAACUAGAGUUCUUAUUUUGUUUUUUAAAAUCAUGUAUUGCUUUCGGAACAUGAAAUAGUCACACAGUGUAUAGAAUCAUAACCAUAGGACCAUUCGGGCGUUUUUUUUCCAGGAGCAAUAUCAAACGAAGGGCACAUCUUGGCCUUUUUCACAUCUUAAAUCAGUCACCUGGUCCAAUCCCAGCUCUGAUUUUAGAGUGUAUUCGCCUUUGUUUGUGCUGCUCUCUUUCGUCACUGUGUAAUACUACAGCAGGUAGUAUCUGGUGCAACUGAAUGCUUAGAUGAUGAUAAUAAUAAUAACAACAACUCGCUGCAUGAAUCCUAGCGAAAGGAAAAUAUGAAUAUGGGGGGUUUUUUAUAAUAGGAAAUGCACUGUAACUACAUAGAGAUUGCAACUAGUUUCUUCAUGUUAUUCCGGGGUUUUGUGGUUCAUGCAUCCUUAUAACUUUGUGCUAUUACUUUAUGAAAUACUUGACUUUUUUUUCUUUUCUUUUUUAAACCCCGUACCUUUUUACACGCACUUCAGCGCUUUUGACUAGCAUGUGUGAAAUAUAUUCUAAUAUAUUGCACAUGCACCAUUUCCAUUUAGUGGAUUGGAUGUUUUAUUGCUCGAUCCAGUGCUACUCAUUUAUCUCUGCUGUCAGGGCGGGUCUAGUUUCUUCAGUCCUAAACUAAAAGAAAAAAGACUGAUGAAUUAGGUUUUAAGGAUUUCGCAUUUACUUCCUUUAUACAUCCCUGAUCGCUCUACAGAGUUCCUUAUAAACUAUGCAGAAGGAUUUCACUUGGGUCCAUUGAGGUCCCCUUUAAAACAUCAUUACCGCUGUGAGUUCUUGCCCUGACAGUUUGGCCACUAAUUCUGUCUGAUUUACGGCUGUGUGAUAUUCUCAAAACCAGACUAAAUAUCUCAAGAGCUAUUCUGCAUGCAGAGUAGAUUAGAUAUAUUUUAACAUGAGAUGUAUAAAGAAAUUAUUUAUAUUUUACACGAAACUUCAAAAUGUACGCUAAUCUGUUUCGCCCGCUGUAUGUCAUGAGGUGUUACCUGUCGUAGUUCGGACAUGGUUUUUUGACUUGGCCGUGCUGGGCUGUGGUUUUUUGGUUUUGUUUUUUAAUUUGGUUCUAAGGUCCAUGCUGGUUCAAAUACACUACUUUGCCAAAAGUUUUGGAACAUCUGCCUUUACAUGCACAUGAAUGUAAUAUGGAGUUGUCCCGCCCUUUGCAGCGAUAACGGCUCCAGCUCUUCUGGGAAGGCUUUCCACAAGGUUUAGGAGUGUGUUUAUGGGAAUUUUUGACCGUUCCACUAGAAGUGCAUUUGUGAGGUCAGGCACUGGUGUUGGACUGGUUCCCAGUCUCCACUCUAAUUCAUCCCAAAGGUGUUCUAUCAGGUUGAGGUCAGGACUCCUUGCCUUUAUGGACCUUGCUUUGUGCACUGGUGUUCAGUCAUGUUGGAACAGGAAGGGGUCAUCCCCAAACUGUUCCCACAAAGUGGGGAGCAGGAAAUUGUCCAAAAUGUCUUGGUAUGCUGAAGCGUUUUACUGGAACUAAGGGGAGUCCAACCCCUGGAAAAAACACCUGAAUUCCAUGAUGUGAAGGGGUGUUCCAAAACUUUUGGCAAUAUAUAAUAAAAAAAAAAUAAAAAAAAGAAUAGUCCCUUCUUUAGAGCUAGGCGGAUUGUGCAUGUCAUAGAUUGGAUACUAACAAAAUACUAACAUGGGAUGGUGGGGGGGGGAAUACACAGUAGUAUUCACAGAUCUUGUCCUGUGUAAGUCUAACCAUCUGCCACCAAAGUGAGGACAUUUUGCAUCUUGUCGAAAAUCUUGCUGUUGAUUUUGAACGAGGGUUUGAUUCCACGGCUCUGACUUUUACGCUGGUAAACCGAACAGUCGUCACAGAGACGACUGAUCUGUCACAUGGGGAAGAUUAAAUGAUGCUCAUCCUCCACAUUAAACCCACAACAAAAUCAACAAUGCACACGAAUAGAUUUGGACAAAUUUCCAGAAUGUUCUUUAAAAUUUAAAGAAUUUAAUGAGUUGUAUUUUUCUUCCUUUUUAUACUUUUAUAGCCUUAACACUUUUUUUUUUUUUUUUUGUCCUAAUUUUAUAUACAUAUUUUUGCUUUGUCGUUUCUGUUAUUGCAGAAGUUUGCCAGUCAUAUCUCUCAGACUCGAAUUCCGACUGAUUUAACUUCGUACCGCAGCGUUCGUACGCGUCGUGCGUUGUGUAUAUGUGAAGCACUGUGUCUUGUUCUUGAUCAGAAAUGGUCUAGACGCAAACUGAAGGACCGUGAGAAGAACAUGGCAGCUCACUGUGUGCGUGUGUACGUGUCCUCCUGCAUGGAUGAUCCGGGUGUGGCGAUUAUACAGUAGCGGUCUUCCCCUGCUGAUAGGUUAAUAUUUCAGUCUGGUCAGAACACUGGUGAAACUCAGCCUACUAUAGUUCUACAUAAAAGCCAUAAUCCAGUGGCUAGUUUUACAGUUUAAUCACAUUUUUAGUUUAUUCACUUAUCAGUCAGGAGCGUGAUCCUCAUGGCAGGACGCUCAGCAGGAGGGGUACGGCUAACGGCUACAGUCUCCACACCGUAAGCGACAUUGACAUCAUGUUCGAUUCUUGCUUUCCUUUGAUUGCUAUCAGCCAAAAAAAAAAUAAUCAUCUCACAAUGUCAUGUUUCUCAUAAACGGAGGAACUGAUUCAGGGGUUUUUAGACUAGGACUGGACUGUACUGUAACUAGUCUAACGCGAUCCUGUAUCAGAUUUUUAUUGCCUUUUAUCACACAUAGGAAACUGGGUUUGGUUGAAUGUCAUGGGCAUGGUGUUGGUGUAUAUACAGAUGACACAAAGCCUGUUUUUAAGACCGAUUCAGACGUGCUUUCUCAUCCUCUUCAUCAGCAAGUCAACCAUAAACCAAGACCAGACCUUUAAGAACAUUCCUGUUCAACAGCAAUAACUGGGAUGGGUUAAAGGUUUUGCUUGCAAAGUUUCUCAUCACGUUCUCAUAGGAUGAGAGCAGGAAGCUCUUCAGGAAAGAACCAAUGAUUUUCUCUUUGCUUCUUGCUGUGGCAUUUUUCCCAGGCAUGUGCUGAUCAAUUUCAUAUUACUAUAAUCGACGUACCAUGGUCAGGAUAUAUUGUGUCGGUCUUUUUUGUUUAAGAUCACUGUACUAAAUAUCAGGAUAUGUGUUUUAAAUAAAGGACAUUUAGAAGACUGCUGCCUUCUAAAUGAGACUGAAUUGGUUAUGAGCACUCAGGCCUAAAAACCAGACUUCAAGACAAAUGCAUGAACAUCGUGGUUUAUUAAAAAUAAUAAGUUAUCAGCACAUGUCUAGUUGAAAUCUCACAGCAGUGAUUUUGUUCCAGAGAUCAUUGCCUGUCUUUGUCACUUCAGUGUGUUUAAUAAGGGAAAAGCGUGAUGAUCGUGUUUGCUUUUGGUUUUUUUUGGACCUUUAUGAGCCUCUAGGAUUUAAAACGCAGGGAGAUGUUCUGUCCGUUCACGCAUUCCUCUCCUCUCUUGUGUUUUAUGGUGUAUUGUGUAUACACACACACACGUCUGAUUUUGUCACGUAUCGUGUUUUCCUUGUCGAUUUUCUCGUAACUAAUCUUUUAUUUCCAGACUACGACGACGACCGAUGCAAUAAAGAUUAUUUUAUAUACGAGUCACAUGUACAUAUAAUGAAGAUGAUAUUAAAAUGCUUUACGUCAGAGUUUAUUUAAAACCCAAAAAACACUAUAAACACAUUGUGUAUUGCGGAGUAACAUGGCUUCAGCAUCCUUUACCUUUCUGAAACGAAUGUCAAAACGGCUGUGAUACAGUGCAAACGAUGAAACAAUAAAGUUUUCAUGGAAUA
Hemibagrus wyckioides is the source of this 7221-nucleotide messenger RNA. It is a transcript of the gene slc9a1a, whose product is annotated as solute carrier family 9 member A1a. Bases 747 to 3071 code for a protein of 774 amino acids. The transcript has 12 exons. Gene Ontology annotation, biological process: regulation of pH; proton transmembrane transport; sodium ion transport. Gene Ontology annotation, cellular component: membrane. Gene Ontology annotation, molecular function: sodium:proton antiporter activity. Lineage: Eukaryota; Metazoa; Chordata; Actinopteri; Siluriformes; Bagridae. The record is from RefSeq and is a predicted model, not a curated record.